Molecule: messenger RNA, 123 nt
Organism: Funneliformis mosseae
Lineage: Eukaryota; Fungi; Glomeromycota; Glomeromycetes; Glomerales; Glomeraceae
Source: the annotation of a GenBank genome assembly
AUGAAUUCAGCUGAUAGUUUGUUGAUUAUUGAAUGUUAUCAUUUUGCUUCAUUAAAGGAGUUUGUUAGAGUGGCUAGUGUGGCAGCUUUAUAUUUAUUCAUAAAUGUCACUACUACAUUCUGA